ACUCGACACGCCCGCCCACGUCGCGUGUCUGCCACCGCCUAGCCACGAACCAAACACUACCGUGGUACCGUCUGCACUUGCUGACUGGCGCUGUGGCUGCCGACGACAUCAGCUUUGUCAGGUGUUUCGGCCGUUGUCCAGCAUGUUCGAGCGUUGACGAGGCUGCCAGGUAGUACGCGUCUCCAUUGCUGCAAGCAAACACAUGACCUCUUUUCUUUGCUAUUGACGUGCUUCCCGUUCUUCUACCUACAACUGACCGUGGCCGCUCGAAGAUCCUGACACAAAAUCACACGUCGGGCAGGAGCGGGCAUGCGCCUUGCAGACCGCAAAGUGGCAAGUGGCGUUUUCGACUUUCAGAAACCGGCAACUAGCCAAGGCCAUACUCUCCUUUACCAGCUCUUCGCUACUCAGCAUACGCGUCUUAUAAUCUCUGGCGACCAGGAACAUGUCCAGCUGGCGCCCGCCGGGCCCUCCGGGCAACCACCGACCCGCCUUUCCAGGAAACAACCGCACUCCUUCUGAAGGAGGGCCCAGCGGCGUACAUCGCUCGUCUCCCAUCCAAUUCAAAGAGACCGAGUCACUCUUCAACACCUACGAACAUCUCUCCGGACUCCCUCGGAGCGAUGACGCUCUACUCUUACUCCGCAAGAUUGCCUCCGUGGUCAAACCCAUCAUGCGAAAGCGAGGGUGGAAAGUCUCAGUCCUAGCCGAGUUCUUGCCUCCAGAGCCCAACUUACUAGGGCUCAACAUCAACAAAGGCUACAAGAUCUGCGUUCGUUUACGCUACCACAACAACCCAGACCUCUUCCUGCCGUUUGAAGAAUGCGUCGAUACCAUGUUACACGAACUUUCACACAACGUCUGGGGGCCGCAUGAUUCGAACUUUCACAAAUUGUGGGAUGAACUCCGUGAUGAGCAUGAAGUUCUCGUUCGGAAAGGAUACACUGGGGAAGGGUUCCUUGGCUCUGGCAAUCGCCUCGGAGGGGCGUAUGCCGGUCGUCCUCAAUUACCGGCACACGAACUGCGUCGCCUGGCACGCGCGUCAGCUGAGAAGCGCAAAAAACAAGGUACACUGAGCAAUGGGUCUGGUCAACGACUGGGCGGCACACCAAUUCACCGCGGUCAAGACGUUCGAUCAGUCAUCGUCGACCAGAUCACGAAGCGAAAUAAUGCGAUGAGCGAAGUUAGUUGCGCUUCUGGACGCCAAGACGCUGGCAAACUUUCUCAGGAGAGCAGCGACAAGACAUUCAAAACCAAAGCGGAAGAAGACGAUGCCAACAAUCGGGCAAUCGCGCAGGCACUCUUUGAAUUAAUGGAGCAGGAAGAGGAGCAGAAAUUGUUCUCAGAAGGUGGAUUGAAGUGGAGUAAGGAAGCUGGACUCUACAGUGCGAACGAAGCUGGCAGUUCUUCGUCCGCCACCACAAGCAGUCACCCUAGUGAGGAAGACCAGCUGAAGUGGGCUCUCGCUGAGAGCACGGGAGUGUCUCCCGCUCAACCUACAGCUCUAACGCAGUGGACCUGCGAAAUAUGCACAUGCAUUAACCCUCUCCAGUUCCUGGCCUGCGAUGCAUGCGGCGUUGAGCGACCCCAGACUGCUCUCGUCAAAGAGAAGUCGAAAUCUCGUAAACCGUCCAAUCCGAGCCCGGGUGUCACACGGAAGCCGGUGCGGUCUUCACGAGAUCUCAACGUGAAGCCACUACCGACCAAGACGGCAGCUGAGCGCUUUCCCACCAAGCAGCCAAACCCGAAUGCCAGUAUCGGGUGGCAGUGCAGCCGUUGCGGCACAUUCAUGGAGCACCAGUGGUGGACGUGCUCGGCCUGCGGACUGCUGAAAGACAGCUCUUGAGAGCCCGAUCCGAGAGAUGGCGCAAAGUGACAGUGCCGAUCGUUUCUUGCGCGAGCCCUGUACAGGGGAUGCAGUUGCUUUUCGGCCAGUUAGACGAGCGAAGAUACCCAUGCAAUGACAUUGACAGCUGCCGAACGUCUUCAAUCGGCUGCUGCUGCUCCAGAAUCGUCGCCAUAGCCAGAAAC
Messenger RNA from Cercospora beticola, 2031 nucleotides. RefSeq lists its product as uncharacterized. Gene Ontology annotation, cellular component: nucleus. Gene Ontology annotation, biological process: DNA repair. Gene Ontology annotation, molecular function: metallopeptidase activity. Lineage: Eukaryota; Fungi; Ascomycota; Dothideomycetes; Mycosphaerellales; Mycosphaerellaceae. The record is from RefSeq and is a predicted model, not a curated record.